This is a messenger RNA of Centruroides sculpturatus (bark scorpion), 1792 nucleotides long. RefSeq names its product follistatin-related protein 1-like. NCBI's taxonomy places the organism in Eukaryota, Metazoa, Arthropoda, Arachnida, Scorpiones, Buthidae. Bases 136 to 1011 code for a protein of 291 amino acids. The transcript has 11 exons. The record is from RefSeq and is a predicted model, not a curated record. Gene Ontology annotation, biological process: multicellular organism development; cell differentiation; regulation of BMP signaling pathway. Gene Ontology annotation, molecular function: calcium ion binding; protein binding.
AUGAGAUUGUAUCCGAGCCAAGACUGAAUCAAGUAAUCUUGUUGACAUCCGGAGUACUAUUUAAACACGUUUUUAAAAUAUUUUUAAUUACUAAAACAGAUGGAUGCAUAACAGAUUCCUAAAUAAACACUCAAAAUGAUGAAACAUAUCUUAAUAUUAUCUCUGGUAUCAUGUUGGAUAUUACAGGUUAAAGGAGAAAGAAAACAUGAAAGUGCCUGUGAUUUCAUAAAAUGUAGAGCUGGAAGGGAAUGCAAAGUGUUAAAAUCAGGAGUUUCAGUAUGUUCUUGUAUUGACGUAUGUCCUGAUCACUAUGCUCCCGUUUGUGGAUCAAAUGGUAUUUCUUAUGAAAAUCAUUGUCUUCUUCAUAGAGAUGCUUGCUUAAGACAAACCCAUAUCUCUAUAAAAAGUAAAGGAUAUUGUAAAAAUGGUUUUCCUGUCAAGAAAAAGCAUUCCAGAAAAACCAAACGACCAGUUGUUUGUUUCCAAAAAGAUAGGGAUCAUAUGUUACAAGUGAUAGUUGAAAGAUUAAAAGAGCAGCAAAAGAAAGAUGAAAGAGUUAGAAGUAAACCUUAUCAAACAAUUGUUAAAGAAAAAUUUAAUACUUGCAAUGUCGACAAUGACGAUUAUUUAGAUUCAAGUGAAUUUUUAGAAUGUAUCAAAGAAAAUGAAACAUUAAUUCAAAACAUAUUUGAAGAAAGUGUUGAUUUAAUCAGUGCUCUUUGUGUUGAUGCCAUUAUUGAAGCAGCUGAUCAAGAUUCAGAUUGGUUACUUAGCUUUGAAGAAUUCAGAACUAGCAUGGAUCCUUUAUUUAAGCCUAAGAAAAAGUUAUGCUCUUUGGAAGGAAAAAAGUAUGAAGAUGGUGCUGAAACAUCAGUGGAUUGUAACAAUUGUGUUUGUGCUUGUGGAAAUUGGGUCUGUACAUCGUCAACCUGUUUGGAUGAUUUUGGAAAAGAAAAUAGAGUCAAAGAUCCUAAAUUAUCUCGAACAAUUUCUAUCAAGAAACAAAUCUAAGAAAUCUUGAAAUACAUAUCAAGUUACAGUUUAUUCCUAAUGACUUAUUUGUUAACUAUCUACAUUCUUUGUAUGUACGAAUUAAGAUUCUGAAUAUUGUAGUUGGGGUUUAAACAAAUGCAAAUGAAAUUUUUUAAUUGUAUUUACAAGUAUUUGGUCGUGACAGUUCUGCAUGUUAAUGCAUGGCUGUAGUGAUAUGGUGUAUAUUUACAUCUUUCUAUGGUGCUAGUGAAAUUUACAUUUCAUAUAUGGUUUUAUUGUUAAUAUAUUUCAAGUAUACGAAUCUGUUUUCAUACAAAAACAUCGUUAGUUACAUAUUAUUAAGAUGUAUUUUAUACAAUUAGAUAUGACUUAAUAUUUGUGCCAAAUACAAUAUAAAAAAUUUUUUAUGAUUAACAUAAUUUUUCUAUUCAUUGCUUUGUAGUAAUUUUAUAUGUGGGAUCAAUUGAUAAAAAUAACGAAUAUAUGUUUUUAUAUUUUAUAAUUAUUACUGAAUUUUGUCAGUAUUCAGGGCAGCUUGUUUAUUACUUAUAUAUUUUGAUAUAUUAAUGUUUAUAUACAAUAUAUUUUGUAUGAUAUUUCAAUGAGUUUUGAAUGGCGUAAAUACAACAUCCAUUUUUAAUUAAAUUAAUAAUAAAAGUUUUACUUUAUUAUAUUUAAAUUUUGAUGUUAUGAUGGGCAAUACGAAUAAAAGUGUUACAAUUUAUUGCUCAGUAAAUUUAAUUUUAUUUAAAAGAAUACUUGUAACAAUGAAAGAUUUUGAAUUUGUUAUUGUUCUCAG